UUGGCAAAUCAAAUGCAAAGUCGGCAACUAUGAUGUAGCACAUUAAAUUAAUUAAAGAGUUUAUAGAAGGGACCGUUGAGUUUGCAUUUAAAGCUCAUACAUACGUCUUAACUAGGCCUUACCACUGCCGUAAUUGUAAAGCAUGGCCACUCAUAACAAGUAACCAAAAUCAACAAUUAAGUUAAAUUGAAUCUAUUUCCUAAAGUCUAUAAUAUUGGUUGGUGACAUAUCAAUCUAAUCACAACCAUGGCAAAUGAUGCAGCUCUAAGAACCUCUAUACUAUGGCUAGCAGCAGUUAUAUUGGUAGUUGGUAUAUGCACAUACUCUUUCAAGAAGAUGUUUGUUACCUAUGUGUUGGGUCUUGUUGGAAUUUCUGGUGUUCUUUUACCUGAUUGGGAUUAUUUCAACCGUGAUGUUUCUCGUUGGCCUUAUCCUGUUACUGUUGAGGAAAGAUCAGCAGCUUCUCUUUCUCAUGGAUCUGUAUUUCUAAAAAUUUUCUUCUAUGAUACAGGUUUACAUGUUCUCCUCUGAGGGUGAUUGUUUAUAGCGUGGUAUAUGGAUAUUCUAUUUACAAAUGGUGGAAGUAUGUAUCUGGCUAAUUGUUGAACAUGUUUUGUGGUGGCAAUGCCAUAUUCUUUUGAAUCCCAAUUUUAGUUCUUUCUUUAUAAUAUUGUUGAUUCAAUUUGUUUGAUUUGGAGUAAUCCAAAAACCACAACAGUGAUUAUCGACAAGGUGCUUGACUUUUUAGUAGAAAAUGGAUAAUGAUUAUGAGAUUAUCCCCAUUUUCAUAUGUCAUCAAAGUCUAGCACAAGUUGUUUAUUCGUAAGAUGAGUCAGUGUUGUAAACUCUGGAAUCAAUUUGAUUCAUGCUGAUAGAAAAAUCCUCAUUUUCACAUAUGUAACAGGCUACUAAUGAUUGAUGAAUAUAGUUUUGAACUCCAAUUCUAGCUCUUAA
This is a messenger RNA of Medicago truncatula (barrel medic), 954 nucleotides long. Its product is annotated as signal peptidase complex-like protein DTM1. The record is from RefSeq and is a predicted model, not a curated record. The transcript is spliced from 2 exons. The coding region runs from base 247 to 531 and encodes 94 amino acids. Gene Ontology annotation, cellular component: endoplasmic reticulum membrane; signal peptidase complex. Lineage: Eukaryota; Viridiplantae; Streptophyta; Magnoliopsida; Fabales; Fabaceae. Gene Ontology annotation, biological process: anther wall tapetum development.